CAAAAUGGUGUUUGUUUACAUUUGUGGUUUGACGAUAAAGAAGGAUUGAAUAACUUUUAAGCUAGCUUUUUUUUAAAUGGUAGAAGUUACUGCGUAAUUAUGGUGAAUACUUGUGUUGUAAGAGGAUGUAAGCAAGAAUCCUAUCCAGGUUGUGGAAUAUCCUUUCAUAGGAUUCCAGUUAAUAAAGAGUGGAGGGCCUUGUGGGUUGAUGCCAUGAACCUUGACACUAAUGUGACAAAAACUGCAUGUGUUUGUAGCUUACAUUUUACUGAUGAUGCGUAUUUAACAGUAGCUAAGAAUAAGUUAAAGCCACAAGCAGUUCCUUCAGUAUUGCCUAAGAUAGUUCCACAAAGCAACAAAAUUACAGUUCUGCGUAUUCAAAAGUUGAAAGGAGUAUCUUUUUUACAUACUUCAUCUUCUAGUCAUAUCACAGUAGUAGGAACUUCUUAUGAACGAAGAGGACCUUCUAGUAAACGGGAUGAUGUAGAAAUUUCUGGUGAACCGCCCAGUAAAAAAAACAAAAAAGAAGAAUCAAGCAAUAAAUAUUAUAUAUGGUACAAUUGCUCGUAG
This is a messenger RNA of Manduca sexta (tobacco hornworm), 570 nucleotides long. Its product is annotated as THAP domain-containing protein 1-like. The transcript is spliced from 4 exons. The coding region runs from base 100 to 570 and encodes 156 amino acids. Lineage: Eukaryota; Metazoa; Arthropoda; Insecta; Lepidoptera; Sphingidae. The record is from RefSeq and is a predicted model, not a curated record. Gene Ontology annotation, molecular function: sequence-specific DNA binding.